UGGCUAAGAACACCAAGUUGCGUUUUUUUUUUGGGCUGUGUUUCUUCCCUAAGCCCAGUCCCCCCGAAUAGUUCUCCUUCUCCCCCCGUUCUCGUCCAGUUCAUCAUGGCCGCCGCGGCUGCUUCGUCCUCUCUAUCCUUCGCUGUAUCUCACCGCCACCACCACUCCAUCUCUUCUAAUUCCCGUCUCAUAAUAAAAUCGCCGUCUUCCAAACAUCUCCUCCUCCGGAACCCUAGCCGCCGCCGCCACUGGAUCUCAUGCUCGGCCGCCCCACCGGACGCGGAGGCCCAGCCGUCGAGGAACCGCCGCCCGGCGGACGAGAACAUCCGCGAGGAGGCGGCCCGCCGCGAGCUAGCCACCCCCGCCAACGGCUUUUCUGCCUGGUACGUCCCUUUCGGCGCUCCCGCCGACGAUGGCUCCUCCGGCGAGCGCUACUCCCUCGAUGAGAUCGUCUACCGGAGCCGAUCCGGCGGCCUCCUCGAUGUCCGGCACGACAUGGAUGCCCUCAAGAAGUUCCCGGGCUCCUACUGGCGCGCCCUCUUCGACUCCCGCGUCGGUCGCACCACCUGGCCUUACGGAUCCGGCGUCUGGAGCAAGAAGGAGUGGGUCCUCCCGGAGAUCGACGCCGACCACAUCGUCUCCCUGUUCGAAGGCAACUCCAACCUCUUCUGGGCCGAGCGCCUCGGCCGCGAGCACCUCGGCGGCAUGCCUGACCUCUGGGUCAAGCACUGCGGCAUCUCCCAUACCGGCUCCUUCAAGGAUCUCGGCAUGACCGUCCUCGUCAGCCAGGUCAACCGCCUCCGCCGCCACCCCCUCAAUCGCCCCAUUGCCGGCGUCGGCUGCGCCUCCACCGGCGACACCUCCGCCGCCCUCUCCGCCUACUGCGCCGCCGCCGGCAUCCCCGCCAUCGUCUUCCUCCCCGCAGACCGCAUCUCCCUCGCCCAGCUCGUCCAGCCCAUCGCCAAUGGCGCCACCGUCCUCUCCCUCGACACCGACUUCGACGGCUGCAUGCGUCUCAUCCGCGAGAUCACCGCCGAGCUCCCCAUCUAUCUCGCCAACUCGCUCAAUUCCCUGCGUCUCGAGGGCCAGAAGACGGCCGCCAUCGAGAUCCUCCAGCAGUUCGACUGGGAGGUCCCGGACUGGGUCAUUGUCCCCGGGGGCAACCUUGGCAACAUCUACGCCUUCUACAAAGGCUUUGAAAUGUGCCGCGAGCUUGGCCUCGUCGACCGUGUGCCGCGCCUUGUGUGUGCCCAGGCCGCCAAUGCCAACCCACUCUACCUCCACUACAAGGCCGGAUGGAGUGACUUCAAGCCUGUCACCGCUGCGCCGACCUUCGCCUCCGCCAUCCAGAUUGGGGACCCUGUGUCCAUUGACCGCGCCGAGUUUGCCCUCCGUGCAACAGAUGGGAUUGUCGAGGAGGCGACCGAGGAGGAACUGAUGGAUGCUAUGUCGCUCGCCGACCGCACGGGCAUGUUCGCGUGCCCCCACACCGGAGUCGCCCUUGCUGCCCUCACGAAGCUGAGGGAUAGGAGAGUCAUCAAGGCAAACGACCGGACGGUGGUCGUGAGCACUGCACAUGGGCUCAAAUUCACUCAAUCCAAGAUUGACUACCACUCCAAAGAGAUAGCUGACAUGGCCUGUAGGUAUGCGAAUCCACCUGUAAGCGUGAAGGCAAAUUUUGGUGCCGUGAUGGAUGUCUUGAAGAAGAAGCUUGAUGUGAAGCUGAAAGCCUGAUCAUUGGGUUAGUUGCAGCAUGAGUCCUCUGUCUUUCUGUUAAAAAUAGAAUUUAUGCAUUUGAAUCUCUCGGAUCAUUCCCAUCUUUUGUAGUUGGUAGGAUGAGAAAUUGCAUGAUCGGAUGUAGGAUUAAGUGGAGGAGAACUCUUUAUACUUGUGCCCAUCUGUUUUAGUGAUUCAUUUCUUCCUUGCUUCUCUGGCAUGUUGUGGCUUUAGUUAUGGUUUGUGAAAUGCUGUAUUGCAAUCCGAUGUGGAUCAAUCUUGGUUCUGGUCAUUAUGCAUCAUUUUGUAUUGUUAACCAUGCAAUGAAGUGUGCACUUUGAAUUAGAAUA
This is a messenger RNA of Elaeis guineensis (African oil palm), 2066 nucleotides long. Its product is annotated as threonine synthase, chloroplastic-like. Gene Ontology annotation, molecular function: pyridoxal phosphate binding. Lineage: Eukaryota; Viridiplantae; Streptophyta; Magnoliopsida; Arecales; Arecaceae. Gene Ontology annotation, biological process: amino acid metabolic process. The record is from RefSeq and is a predicted model, not a curated record.